Fusarium coffeatum is the source of this 2289-nucleotide messenger RNA. RefSeq lists its product as uncharacterized. Gene Ontology annotation, molecular function: indole-3-glycerol-phosphate synthase activity; anthranilate synthase activity; phosphoribosylanthranilate isomerase activity. Gene Ontology annotation, biological process: L-tryptophan biosynthetic process. The record is from RefSeq and is a predicted model, not a curated record. The transcript is spliced from 2 exons. NCBI's taxonomy places the organism in Eukaryota, Fungi, Ascomycota, Sordariomycetes, Hypocreales, Nectriaceae. Bases 1 to 2289 code for a protein of 762 amino acids. Gene Ontology annotation, cellular component: cytosol.
AUGGGUUCCUCAGAUAUCAUUGAUCACUCGCCUCACCAAGCUGAUCCCUCGCCUCCAAUCCCAACCGCUUCCAACCUUAUUCUCAUUGACAACUACGAUUCUUUCACUUGGAACAUCUAUCAGUACCUUGUUCUUGCUGGUGCUACAGUUACUGUCUACCGAAAUGACAAGGUUACUGUAGAGGAAGUGAUUGCCAAGAAGCCUACCCAAAUCAUUAUCAGUCCCGGCCCCGGUCAUCCCGAGACCGACUCUGGAGUGAGCCGCGAUGUUAUCAAGCAUUUUGCUGGUAAAGUCCCAAUCUUUGGUGUCUGUAUGGGCCUCCAAUGCAUCUUCAACGUCUAUGGCGGAGAAGUCAGCUCUGCUGGCGAGUGGCUUCAUGGCAAAACUUCACCUCUAACUCACGAUUCUAAGGGCGUCUUCUCCGGUCUGAGUCAGGGCGUCCCAGUCACACGCUACCACUCUCUUGCUGGUACUCAUGUUACUUUGCCUGAGGAUCUCGAGGUCUCCUCAUGGGUCGCCAAGCCUGAUGGCUCUCCCGGUGUCAUUCAGGGUGUGCGUCAUAAGAAGUACACCAUUGAGGGUGUUCAAUUCCAUCCUGAGAGUAUUUUGACCGAAGGCGGACGGGCCAUGAUCACAAACUUCCUUCGUAUGCAAGGAGGUACCUGGGACGAAAACACCCAGUUCCAGAAGUCUGGCACUGUUGCAAGCGACGACUCAACAGCGCCCAAGUCUACGAAGACAAACAACAUUCUACAGCGAAUUUACGCAAACCGAAAGGCUGCUGUAGAUGCUCAGAAGCAGAUCCCUUCUCAGAGAUUUGAGGACUUGCAGGUUGCAUACGACCUGAAUGCCGCCCCUCCUCAAAUCCCCUUCGUUAACCGACUACGAGAGUCCCCUUUCGAUGUUGCCCUCAUGGCUGAGAUCAAGCGGGGUUCUCCUUCGAAGGGAAUCUUUGCUCUUGAAAUUUCUGCUCCUGCGCAGGCUCGAAAGUACGCAUUGGCUGGUGCAAGUGUCAUUUCCGUUCUUACCGAGCCUGAGUGGUUCAAGGGCAGCAUUGAGGAUUUGAGGGCAGUCAGGCAAGUUCUAGACGGCAUGCCUAACCGACCUGCAAUUCUCCGAAAGGAAUUCAUCUUUGAUGAGUAUCAGAUUCUCGAGGCUCGGUUGGCUGGUGCUGAUACUGUUCUUCUCAUUGUCAAGAUGCUUGACACCGAGCUUUUGCAUCAACUGUAUAACUACUCUCUCCAGCUGGGUAUGGAACCUCUUGUCGAGGUUCAGAAUGCCGAAGAGAUGACAACAGCGGUUAAGUUGGGUGCCAAGGUCAUCGGUGUCAACAACCGUAACCUGGAAAGCUUUGAGGUUGACCUCAACACAACCGGCCGCCUACGCAGCAUGGUGCCUGAAUCGACAAUCAUCUGCGCUCUUAGUGGCAUUAACACUCAUGACGAUGUUCUGAUGAACAAGAGGGACGGUGUCAAUGCUGUUCUUGUUGGCGAGGCCAUCAUGAAGGCCCCUGACGCCAGUGUUUUCAUCAGCCAGCUGUGCUCUGGAACUGAACCACCAGCCAAGUCUGACAUCGCAUCGUCUUUGUACGUCAAGAUCUGCGGCACUCGGAGUGCUGAAGCUGCGCGCCAGGCUGUUGAGUCGGGGGCAGACUUUGUGGGCAUUUGCCUUGUUCCCAGUGCCAAGCGAUGCAUCUCACAUGAAACCGCCCUUGCUAUCUCGGAAGCAGUACACACAUACCCCAGCCCCCGCAAGUACGAAACACAAGUGGCAGCAGUAGACAACAAAGCUAAGGAUUUCUUCGAGGCUGCAGCGCAAAGACUCCGCAGCCCGCGACCUCAGCUCGUUGGUAUCUUCCAAAAUCAGCCCCUGAGCGAGGUCCUCGAGAAACAGAAGCAAUACGACCUAGAUGUCGUACAACUUCAUGGUGACGAGCCUCUCGAGUGGGCAAGCCUCAUUCCUGUGCCUGUUGUCCGAUGCUUCAAGCCAGGCCAAGUUGGUAUUGGCCGUCGGGGCUACCACACAGUUCCUCUCCUUGACUCUGGCUCUGGCUCAGGCAAGCUACUCAAUGUUGCUAAUGUCCAAGCUGUUCUGGAGAGUGACCCUGAACUGCGAGUCUUCUUAGCAGGUGGCUUAAACCCUGAUAACGUUGCAGAGUCUGUCAAGGCCUUGGGUCUUCUGGCUGACCGAGUGAUCGGCGUUGAUGUGAGCAGUGGCGUAGAGGAGGACGGAAAGCAAAGUCUUGACAAGAUCACGGCAUUCAUCAAGGCUGCUAAAGAAAUACGAUAA